GUGAGGUUUCAUUACAAGUGAUCAUUCUGUUUUUGCAACAACCCUUCUGGCAUUUAUGUGUCUGCUGAAUCUCCCUUCGUCGUCUUCUUCUCUCCCAAUCCCAAGUGGCUCUUUGAGAGUGACCAUUCUUUGAAUUGUUUCUCCAGAUUUUAUUUUUCUCAUCAUCUUUAUGUCCUUUCUCCUUCAAUCUCUCCUUUGUUAGUUCCUUUCACUUAUCCUUCUGUUUAGUUAAUCUCUCUCUCUCUCUCUCUCUCUCUCUCUCCUUUUCCGGGUAGAAUGUGAAGUUGUCUCCUUUGGUCUGUUUCCCUGGUCGAGUGCAUGUGCAGCGUGAAGUCAAACCAUUAGAAAACCGAGAAACGCAGAGCUGUUGAACUGAUAUCGGAUUUCAGAUUCCGGGUUUUGUCGGAAAAUGAGAUUUGGGUCGGAGGAUAAGGCGAUACGCUACGGAUUAGGACCGUCGACGCCGGAGAUUUCCAACGGUAAUGGAGCAAUCAGCUUAGAGUUCCGUAAAAUCGGUUCGAACCGGACGCCGAACCACCACCGGUCGGCGAUUGGAAAGCCGACGCCGUCGAAGUGGGACGAUGCCCAGAAAUGGCUCUCCGGUGUCGGAUUGACCCACAAAAGUCAUUGCUCCAAAAAUAGCGCCAAACCCAGAAACUCAAACGCCGAUGACCGGAGACUCAUCGCAUCUGCCUCACAGAGAGAGCGAGAAGAAGCCGACGAAAAUGGAGCUUAUGGGCCAAUGGGAAGAGCGGAGGUGGAGACGAAGAAGGUGGAUUCGGAGGAACCGGGUUCGAUAUGGAUGAUCAACAGAAAACCGCCGGAGAAUAUUCCGGAGACGGUGAUUCGAUCGGUUUGUGUGAGGGAUAUGGGGACGGAGAUGACGCCGAUCGGGAGCAAAGAGCCAUCGAGGACGGCGACGCCGGUGAGGAACACAACGCCGGCGGCCAGAAGCCCUGUCUCAUCGCCGACGAGGGUUGGUGAAACGGUGCCGGAGAUGGUGACGGAGACUAAGAGCCAAGUGAAUAAGAGUUCUGGUGAGGAUAUCAGUAAUGGUGAUAAUAAGGUUGGGAAGACGAUGAAGGCUUUGGAAGCUCGAGCUAUGGCGUGGGACGAAGCGGAACGAGCUAAGUACAUGGCAAGGUAUAAGAAGGAAGAGGUGAAGAUCCAAGCAUGGGAGAAUCACCAAAAGAGGAAGGCUGAGAUGGAGAUGAAGAAAAUGGAGGCGAAGGCGGAGAGGAUGAAAACGAGGGCACAGGAGAAACUGGCGAAUAAGCUCGUGGCAACGAGGAGGAUAGCGGAAGAGAGGCGGGCAAAUGUGGCGGCGAAACUGAACGAGAAGGGGGUGAGGACGUCGGAGAAGGCGGACUAUAUGAGGAGGAAAGGUCACUUGCCUUCCUCUUUCCUCUCCUUCAAGCUUCCUUCUCUAUGUUGGUAGGAGGAGGAGGAGGACGCAUUCACUUUCCAUUCCACCUCCCUCUUCUCUCUGUUGCUGUAUUCUUUCUUUCUUACAAGUUACAAAGAGUUUCCUUACUAGGCAAUGGGAAAAAAACCCUCAUAAAAUCUAAUGGUUUGAUGAAAGUAUAUACUAAGGGUUAAAUGGUU
This is a messenger RNA of Tarenaya hassleriana, 1605 nucleotides long. RefSeq lists its product as uncharacterized. The transcript is spliced from 4 exons. The record is from RefSeq and is a predicted model, not a curated record. Bases 410 to 1438 code for a protein of 342 amino acids. NCBI's taxonomy places the organism in Eukaryota, Viridiplantae, Streptophyta, Magnoliopsida, Brassicales, Cleomaceae.